Lobosporangium transversale is the source of this 794-nucleotide messenger RNA. RefSeq names its product iron sulfur cluster assembly protein 1. Gene Ontology annotation, cellular component: mitochondrial matrix; cytoplasm. Gene Ontology annotation, molecular function: ferrous iron binding; 2 iron, 2 sulfur cluster binding. Gene Ontology annotation, biological process: iron-sulfur cluster assembly; intracellular iron ion homeostasis. Bases 94 to 591 code for a protein of 165 amino acids. NCBI's taxonomy places the organism in Eukaryota, Fungi, Mortierellomycota, Mortierellomycetes, Mortierellales, Mortierellaceae. The record is from RefSeq and is a predicted model, not a curated record. The transcript has 3 exons.
CUUUAAUUCGCCUUUUUUGGAGUGUUGCUUUAUUGUCAGCUCUUUCUCUUCCAUUCAAUUAUUCAAUUUCAUUCAAACAACUUUUAUCACAUAAUGCUUCGUUCAACCAUUUUCACUGCCUCCCGCUCGCUUUUCGCAAAGCCUUCAACUGUCGUUGCUGCUCGCUUUUAUCACCCCAAGGUGAUUGACCAUUAUGAGCGUCCUCGCAAUGUCGGUUCACUCAACAAGUCAGAUCCGUUUGUCGGAACUGGUCUUGUGGGUGCUCCUGCCUGUGGUGAUGUCAUGAAGUUGCAGAUCAAGGUCGAUGAGGCCACAGGAAAAAUUGUCGAUGUUAAAUUCAAGACAUUUGGUUGUGGUUCUGCCAUCGCUUCCUCUUCAUAUAUGACUGAACGUGUCCGUGGAAUGACACUCGAGGAUGCUGGCGCCAUCAAGAACACAGAAGUGGCCAAGGAGUUGUGUUUGCCUCCUGUCAAACUGCACUGCUCCAUGCUUGCUGAAGAUGCCAUCAAGUCAGCUAUUAACGAUUAUAAGCGCAAGCGUGCUGCUGCCACUGGAACAGCAACUGGUGCAACUGCCAGUGCUUCGGCUUAAAAAAAUCGUGAGCAACCGGACUCGUCCGACAACUUCCCCCAUUUCUCCACACUCCAACGCCAUUUUUUCCCUUCUACACAAACUAUUUGAAAUAUGAAUAACCAGAACGCCAAAACAUUAUCAGCCGGCUUUUUAUAACAUCAGCAUGGCGAACCUCUCAGCUCAUCUCAUUCAAUGUAUUUUACAGCGCCAAUGCCACGCAC